Molecule: messenger RNA, 1169 nt
Organism: Oxyura jamaicensis (ruddy duck)
Lineage: Eukaryota; Metazoa; Chordata; Aves; Anseriformes; Anatidae
Gene: DSN1
Product: DSN1 component of MIS12 kinetochore complex
Exons: 12
Coding region: 69-1106 (345 amino acids)
Biological process (GO): cell division; mitotic sister chromatid segregation
Cellular component (GO): MIS12/MIND type complex
Source: RefSeq, a predicted model, not a curated record
GCGCCCUCCUCAGGGCGCCGCCAUUUCCCGACGUGCCCCGCGCCCAAAGGCGGGCAGCGGGGGCCGCCAUGUUGGCGCGGUCGGCGGAGCCCGCCCGGCGCCGGUCCGAGGAGAUGCCGCAGCGGACAUCCCCCGGUGGAUCCCCCUGUGCGGCUGACGGUGCUGUGCCAGAAUCUCACCCCAGAGAACAGAAAGGGGAUGCUGAGCAACCCGUAAAGGCACCUGACGUAAUUGCUGUUAGCAAGGAGAACGUGAGUUCCCUUGUGAACGCUGGAGCAGGUACAAUGAAAAGAUCCCAUGGAAGUCCAAGCCCGCGCCUUGUCAGCCCUCAAGCCAGGCGUCGCUCCUGGCGUCGUUCAAGCCUGAAGGAGACAAAACGUCGGAAAUCUCUGCCUCCUUUUCACCAGGAUGUCACCGAACUGUGCAAGUCCAUUAGCCUUGACCUGCCAGAGACAGAUCGGCUUUCUAUGCUGUUGCUGUCCAGUUUCCAGUUUUCCGCACAGAAGCUUGAACACGUCUUGAAGCAGACGGAGGGUUUUAGUCCUGAGGCUUUCAAAGCUAACGUCAACUCGGUUUCAGAAGACCUGAAGCGAUACGUAGAGAAACUGAAACUAGAUGGAACGCUGAAGACCUGCAUAGAGAAGACUGAAAUGGCUUCAUUGGAUUCCAUUUCAGACGAGUCAGUGGCCCAAGCCAAGGAGCACAUCACCAGGUUUUCUGCUGAAUGUCAGGCUUGGGAUGAGCUCUUACAGUGCUACCAGAAAGGCGCUGAAGAAAUGGCCAGGCAGCUGGAGGAGUGCAAGGCUAAUCGAGGACACGCAGAGCCUCCAAACUACCUGGAGACGUCUCAGGCCGAGGUCCUGAGCAGCAAACCCAACUACCAGGAGAUCCUGGACGCGCAGGGCGAGGUCCUGAAGUGCAUGGAGCUGGUGCUCGACGAACUGCGGCAGGCGGUGGAGCUGCUGCGGGCUUUCGGCGAGGACAGCCGCCAGUACCUGCGGGGACUGUCACAGCAGCUGGCGGCACGGACCUUCCGGCGCCUGGAGGACUCGCCGGUGCGCAAGCUGAUCGCUGCCCCGCGCAGAGCGGCGCCGCCGGAGGGCUGAGGGAACCGGGAGCGGGCCCGGGCCCGGGCCGCGGGGCGCUCAAUAAACACGGCUCUCUUCCGC